UCUUCCUCUCCUUCGCAGUGACGCUGUAGCAGCCGAGCCACUGCCGGUUUGCUCCCUUCACUCCGCCCGGCUGGCUGCCUGCUGCACACCGCGUUUAACGGGAGACACGGCGCGACCGAGGCGAGCACACCACGGGAGCGGAUCCGCACCUGCACUGCACGCACUGUGGAUUUAAAGAGAGGGGAGAAGGAAAAGUUAAAGCCGUCACCGCUGCGACAGGGAGCCGCUCCGGACUGCUGUCCAGUUAUCAAGGUCAGAGGUCAGUGAAGGCACCAGUGGACCGAGAUGAUGUCCAUGCAAAUGAGUGAGGCAGACAGUGUGGUGAAGGUGGCGGAGUGGCAGCAGACCUACUAUGCCUCAGAUUCUGGCAUCCAAUCAGGAGCCACCACAGUCCGGGAUGAUGAGAGCAGCACUGAGUACAGUGGCCGUAAGAAUUACACUGGCAGUACUACUGCUCCUGCUAGUGCCAGCGCCGGCGGAGGGAACACAGCAGCUGGUGAACCAAAGAGCCCCACAGAUUUUGAUGCUCAGUACUCACUAACCCGUGCUCAGCGUGUCAGGGCCGCCAUGUUUCCAGAGACCCUGGUGGAGGGGGAGGCGGCCAUGCCCGUCCAAUCAGAUCCUACACAGCAGAGCAAUGUGCAACGACUGGCUGAACCCUCGCAGCUGCUAAAGACAGCUAUUGUCCACCUGAUAAACUAUCAGGACGAUGCUGAACUGGCCACAAGGGCGGUGCCAGAGCUCACCAAGCUACUGGCGGACGACGAUCCGGUUGUGGUGAACAAGGCAGCCAUGAUAGUCAACCAGCUGACCCGUAAGGAGGCAAGUCGGCGUGUUCUGGUGCAGUCUCCAGCCAUGGUGGGUGCCGUGGUGCGUGCCAUGACAACGGCAGUUGACAUGGAGACAGCUCGUUACACUGCUAGCGUGCUCCACAGCCUGUCGCAUCAGAGAGAGGGACUGCUGGCCAUUUUUAAGUCUGGAGGGAUACCAGCACUAGUCCGCAUGCUAAGUUCACCGGUAGAAUCAGUCUUAUUUUACGCCAUCACCACCCUCCACAACCUGCUGCUGCACCAAGAGGGGUCCAAGAUGGCAGUGCGUCUUGCUGACGGCCUGCAGAGGAUGGUUCCCUUACUGAAAAAGAGUAACCCAAAGUUCCUGGCCAUCACCACUGACUGUCUGCAGCUCCUGUCCUAUGGCAACCAGGAAAGCAAGCUGAUCAUCCUAGCCAAUGGGGGCCCAGAGGGCCUGGUGUUCAUCAUGAGGAACUACAACUAUGAGAAGCUAUUGUGGACCACCAGCCGUGUUCUCAAAGUGCUGUCUGUUUGUCCCAGCAACAAGCCAGCAAUAGUAGAGACUGGUGGUAUGCAAGCUUUGGGCCAACAUCUUACUGGAUCCAGUCAACGUCUGAUCCAGAACUGUUUGUGGACACUCCGUAAUCUAUCAGAUGCUGCAACCAAACAGGAGGGGUUAGACGGCCUCCUGCAGAUACUGGUCACCCAGCUGGGCUCAGAUGACGUCAACAUGUUGACCUGCGCCACUGGCAUCCUGUCCAACCUCACCUGUAAUAACUCACGCAACAAGACUCUGGUGACUCAGUAUGGCGGUGUGGAGGCGUUGAUCCACGCCGUGCUUCGUGCUGGGGAGAAGGAGGAUGUUGCUGAGCCGGCAGUCUGUGCCCUGCGUCAUCUCACCUCCCGCCACCAGGAUGCCGAGCUGGCCCAGAAUGCUGUGCGGGUGCACUACGGUAUCCCAGCUAUCGUCAAGCUGCUGGGGCAGCCCCACUACUGGCCUGUAGUAAAGGCAACAGUUGGUCUGAUCCGGAACCUGGCGCUGUGCCCGGCCAAUCAGGCGCCGCUGAGGGAGGCAGGUGCUAUUCCAAGAUUGGUCAACCUGCUGCUGAAGGCUCACCAGGACACACAGAGACAUGCCUCCUCCGCACAGCAGACAUACCAGGAUGGUGUUCGUAUGGAGGAAAUAGUAGAGGGUUGCACAGGAGCGCUUCACAUUCUGGCCAGAGACCACAUAAACAGGGGAGAAAUCGCCAGCAUGCAAACCAUACCUCUGUUUGUACAGCUGCUGUACUCGUAUGUGGAAAACGUGAAGCGAGUAUCGGCGGGUGUCCUGUGCGAGCUGGCCCUGGACAAACAGUCUGCAGAGCUCAUCGAUGCAGAGGGAGCCUCUGCACCCCUCAUGGAGCUGCUGCACUCCAACAACGAGGGAAUCGCCACCUACGCUGCAGCGGUGCUGUUCCGAAUUUCGGAGGACAAGAGUUCAGAUUACAGGAAGAGAGUGUCAGUGGAGCUCACACACUCACUUUUCAAACACGACCCUGCUGCCUGGGAAAUGGCCCAUACUGCAGUUCCUUUGGAGCCUACAUACCUAGCUGAUGACGCAGAUGGCUCUUACCCUCACUAUGGCUAUGCUGAUCUGCCCCUGGACACCCUGCCACUAGACCCUGAACUCCACGAGCCCUACAUCCCUGACUUGACCUAUGACCCAAGACAGGUCUACCCUGAACCGCUCUAACAGGAUAAUUAAUCAGAAAUUCUAAAAGAACAAAGGAAUGGCCAAAUCAGAGGAAGAAAGACUGGAGAGACAGGUGAAGGAGGAAGGAGACUGAAGGAGUGAAUCACCAAUGGAAUCAGCCCUUUCCAUGGGUGGAAAAAAAAUCCCAUUUGGCAAUCAAGAAUCAAAAGAGGUUGUUUCUUAAAAACAGGUUUAUUGUUGCUGUAUGUGAAAAAUGUAACUUUGUUAUAACUGGGGGUGGAAGUGUGUGUGUGUGGGGGGGGGGGGUAUCUGGAGUUUUGAGGCAUUGUUACUUGGGUAAGUUUCUAAAUAGGCAAGGAAGACUUACAUUGAGAGUUUGGGACAUGCAGGACAAGCAGGAGAGCUUAACCGGUGGUGGAAAUGGGGGAGGAUUGUGCGGGACCGCCGUUCUGAGAGGAAAAGUUGUGAGGGAACGGCGUUCCUGCUCAGAUUCUAUUCAAUAUUUUUUAUAGGGGGAAAUUGCUUAUAGCUGUUUUUCACUGUUUCUAAAGAGUCAAGAAACUAAUAUAAUUUAUUGUGCUUGAAUGCACUAUAAAUCCAGCUACUGUCCAUACAGGUAUGACAUUGCAGGAUCCCUGGAACAUCUUCCCAAUGUAAUGUUUCUGUGUCAGUGUUGUAAUAGCUACCGGCUAGAGGUUUGCUGGAAGCUGCAGUGAUGUUGAUAGGUACACGUAAAAUCCAAAGUGACAUAAAAUCGGCCGACGCACCCUAUUUUCCCAUGAUUAUGCUAACAUUACAUUGUGAACAACAAAUACGUGCUGAAAUAGAAAUGCUGCUCUCUGUGAGCUCUCACACACACACCGAAGAUGCUCACAAGUCUUUGAGCUAGAGUCCAAGUCAAGUCUCAAGUCGCUCGCGUUUAUAAUGAGUAUUGUAUCACCUGCUGCGUUCAAACCAGGCUGCUUAUAAAACUGCAUAGCUAUAAGGAAUUCUGAACAUUACUGAGUUGAUAGCUCCGGUUGUUACUGUAAGUUAUUGCAAUAAAACCUUUGUGAGUGAGAAACAAAUACUUAAUCAAUACACCUGUUCAACAUGUGGAAAGUGUAUAUAGUGUAUAUUGUAUAUAGUGAUUUGUUGUUGUAAACAUUUAGUUAUAUUUUAAAUAUUCAGUUCUCAUCCUGAAUUUAUUAUAUUCAAAUAAUAUAUUUUUACAAAGCACUUUUAGUGAUAAAAACAACUAAUAAGAAUAUUGACAAAGAAUCAAACCAAUAACAGUAGUCGAUACAAAAUCAACGGUGAUGGUGUCUUUGAUAUAUCUAGUCUAGUUAAUGUAACGUUAACCUUGAUUAUUGAUUCAUGUGUUUAUUGUUGUUGUUUGACAGGAGAGGAGACAGCAUGAGAGCAGCAGAGCAAGGGAUAACAGGAGAACAUGUCUUUAGAAGCUGCAUAAUCUAGAAAAUAAUCUUAUAAUUUAAAGUAAUUAAGUAAAAUCUCCCCCUCGUCCAAGUGGCUCCCCCAGUAAAACGUGGCCAUUUCCACCACUGGACUUAACCAAACUAAAGUAGUAUUUUAUCCUUAAAGGCUUUACAAGUUAGACAGAAUUCUAAUUUGCUGAAAUGUUUCAACAUCACAUGUAACGCUGGUAUAUUAGUUGCGACAUACAAGGAUUUUUCCCCACAUGGGAAACACUCAUGUUAUUCAGUAUUAAGUCCAAUCUCGCGUCAAAUUAUACUUAACUGUAACCCCCAGUUUAAUCAACUUUUUACUGGCGUCACAAAAACACUUGUUAAGCAUUUAACAGGAACAGACUCUCCCAGUUCUACCAAAUGCAACCUGUGUAUCCCAGCCUUUAGCCGCUGUUUUUUUAGAUGUCUCCUCUGUGUAUUUGAACAGUGCACAUGUUCAGGGGUGUCCAUGUGUGAUUGUUGCAUGGUAGUGUAUCGUGUACUAAUAGAAAUAUUCUUCGCCUUACAUAAUGAGAAAAAAAUGACAUGAGUUCUACAAGCUGCCCGCCGCCUGGAGAACCUCAAUGCGGAACUGGACUACAAAUCCCAGCCUCACUUUCACUAAGCGGAUAUUCUGUUAAAAUGUCCACAGAAAAUGCACUACAAAUCCCCUGGUCAUCUUCGGUAUCAGACUUCAAAUCCCAGCAUUUUCAAGUCAUACCCAAUUAAACCUACUCACGGUUGUUGUGGCAACACACAACAACAGCAGCCUUAGCCUGCAAUGUUAAAAAAGCACAACUACAAUGACUUAUCACUUGCUGAGGCAAUCUACCGCAGCUGCCCUGUCCCUCAAUCUGAACAUCAUUAAAUGUUAUUUUCAAUUGUUUUGGUAUACUGUACAUUUAUUCAGCUUGCAUGGAGGACUAUUUAGUACUAUGGAUGAUUUACAGUAAAAUGCCUAGAUUUAAACAAAUCAAACACACAAUAAAGUGAAACACAAUACACACUGAAAUAUGUUAUGCAUUCACAGAACUGUGCAAGGCCGAUGUGGGAAAAUGCGGUAAAGUAAGAAUGCUAUAAAAAAUAGACAUGCUACACUGCAUUCAAAAUGCCAUAUACACAUCUCACAAUGAAGCAAGGAUUUGAUUUCCAAAAACACACUUAAACAUUUUGCUACACUACUCUCCCAAUAGGCAUUGACACAGGAAAAAACACUUUUUUGAUUUCUAGUUCACAUAUCUUUGAGAGCUUGAGAACGAAAUAGACCACAGAUAGAUAAAAUAAGCGGUACAGGCACACAAGUGAUAAGGUAGUACAAAUGCGAGAGGGACACCUUGGUAUACAAAUCUUCACAACUUGUACAAGCUGCCAAACUUUUAACUCAAAUUCAUCCUCAGCACUGAUAGUGUAUUUCUGUUUUUAUUACUGUAUAUUGUCUGCUAAAUACCAGAAGGGAGUUACAAACUAAAUUUCAAUUUACAACAUGUUGUUUUAUGACAAAUAAACCUACCUUGUAUGUAUGGGCAUAGCACAAAAUUCGUUGUAAAAUCGAUUUUGGUACACCUGCAGUAACUUAACAUUUGAUACUAGGUUCUUCCUCACAUUUUCACUGUAUUUUACAGAAUGGAAUAUUUCAGAUGUAUGUUACUAAAAAGGGAAGAGCAGGACCAAUGACUACUAUUUGUAGUCUGUUUGGGAGGCAUCAGGUGUGUUAAACCCCAUUCACACACAUUCAUUUACGCUCACACACUAGUGGCUAUACUGUGUAUAACUGCACUGCACCACUGUGUAGAAUCAGCAUAGUUUUAUGCUAACACCCAUCAAUAUUGUAUUUGAAAAGUAAAAACAUGGAAAUGUUACAUGCAAGCAAGUCUUUAGGAGAGAUUUGUAUGAUUCAUGAAUGUACAAACAGUGAAGGCAAAUGUCUUUCUGACAACAGCCCUGAAGGUUAAUCCGUCCACUGUGGUGCACAGAUGCAUUAAUCAGACCUUAAGUUUGGCAACUCUUGAAGAACAAUUCUAUUAAAUUAUUGUUAUUCAGUGUCAUUAACCUUCAGUCAAACAAUUAUUUAAAAAAUCAGCACAGCCCUAUUUUGGACUUCACCUUUAUUCUACGGUAUAAUGAUGAUGGUGUGUUUGUGUGGCAUUUGAUGUGGUUGAUGUGUUGAUGAUUGCACUUCUGAGAGGAGAAGGUAAAAAAAGGGAGAUAGGAGUUUUAGUGGAGGAAAUUUGACCAAUAGUGUUUCCUGCUGGUCCUGUUGAAUUAGAAGACAAAAAGGGUCCUAUUUGCUAAAUAUGAGUGAAGCCAUGACAGCACCGUCCCUUGGAUACAAAUAUGCUGCUCCAAGCCCUCAAGUCAAGAAGCAGAAACAACAUAAAUGUUGUAGGGUUAAACCGAGGCGAAAGUAACAUGGGACGAAAGUAACAAGGCGAUUUUCUCAGAGCCCUGAUUGCAUUUGCAGUCCAAGCUGUGACAGCACCUUCAGCACGCAACCCUUGAUGGAGCUGCCAAAUAUCGCAUGAUUUUGUCAUCGUUUCCCGCGGCCGUCUUCGGAAAACUGUUUUCGAGCACGGCAAGUAAAUUUCUGAAGCGGGACUCUUUUUCGAAUUAUAAGUUUAGUCUCUCGUUUCAUGUGUCACAGUAAUUAUUAAUCUACAGGUUAUUUAGUGCUUUAACACACCCUGAAGUUUGCCCUGUUAGAGUUUUUCGGUAUAAAAAUAAAUCGUGUUUAUAUGUCAGGAGUUCCUGUCGGGACGAAAGUAACACUUGUUACUUUUGUCCUGCUACAGUGACCACAAGUGUUUCUUUUGUCCCGCUGCUAAUGUGGUGACUUUCUGUGUGUUGCAGCAUUUAUUAAAACAUGUUUAUGUCAUAUUAUACCAACAGAAUAUGCCAGUAGUGUGGGUCAGAAAGACAGAGGUCUGAUUCAGCCAGAUGUUUAUGACAAGGCGUUUCUGGACAUCUCUAUUAGAAACAUUAGUCUCAGGUCAGCUGAUAAAGUCUUUCUUUGUUCAGAUAAUGCAGGAGGAGGGCAGAGAUAAUUGGGGAGAAGUCUAGACCACAGGUACAGAUCACAUUAUUAAGUCUUCUCCUUGGACUAGGAGAGGAAGCUGCAUGCUUAUAUUAAGAGAGCGGCUGAUAUUUAUUUUGGCCUGUCUCCUAAGGAGCUCAGUGUAGUAGGUGUCAGUAUCACUCAUACUUUUCUUACUAAAACAAAUUUAAAUUCAUUUCAAAAUGUGAAAUUUGUAUAGGCCUAUUCUGUAAAUAGCUUUUUAAUUU
Molecule: messenger RNA, 7211 nt
Organism: Micropterus salmoides (largemouth bass)
Lineage: Eukaryota; Metazoa; Chordata; Actinopteri; Centrarchiformes; Centrarchidae
Product: junction plakoglobin-like
Exons: 17
Coding region: 286-2526 (746 amino acids)
Biological process (GO): cell adhesion; positive regulation of transcription by RNA polymerase II
Cellular component (GO): catenin complex; adherens junction
Molecular function (GO): transcription coactivator activity; cadherin binding; alpha-catenin binding
Source: RefSeq, a predicted model, not a curated record